AUGAUUAAAUCAUUCAAUAAGGCUAAAUCCUUAGUACCUAUGAACAAGAGAAAUAAACAGUUAGUUUAUGCUAUAGUUCUAUUGAAUACUGCAUUAGACAAUAUGAACGUUUCAGGUACAAUGACUUCAGUGUUUUCAAUAACAAAUCAUUUCCAAUCAACAACAACUACAACCUCAUGGAUCCUUGCAGCUUAUGCCCUAACAUUGGGUGCUUGUAUUAUCAUAUCAGGUAAAUUAUCAGAUGUUCUUGGAGCACAUAAUAUUUUCAUCUAUGGAUUAUUUGGUCAAAGUAUUAUGGCGUUAAUCACAGCAGUUAUUGAUGAUCAAAUAAUUGUUUUAAUUGUAUUCAGAGCUUUACAAGGUGUAUUUGCUUCAACAUUAAUACCCGCUGCUUUUUCUAUUACGGGAAAUUAUUUCCAAGGUAAAGCUUUGUCAAAAGCUAUUAGUUUUUUAUUAAUGGCUGUCACUGCAAGCUUAGGUGUUGGGUUAAUAUUGGGUGGUGCUUUCUCAGAAACUAAUAUUGGAUAUAAAGGGCUAUACUAUUUUACUUUUGCUUUGGGGUUUACUUCAUCCAUUUUUUUGUUUUUCUAUGCAAUCCCAAUAACUCCAACUAAAGAACAUGAACAAUUGAAAAUUAAAAACUUAGAUUUUGGUGGAUCUGUGCUACUUGUUACUGGAUUGAUUUUAAUGAUCUUAGGACUAACUGAGGGUGGUGAAUCAUGGAAAGAUCCUGUUUCUUAUGUUCCUUUAAUUAUUGGUGGAUUAACCACAAUUGGUGUUAUAUUAUUUGAAAUGGUUUAUAUUCAAAAUUUUAAGAAUAAAGUUGAUAGAGAAUCAACAACUUUAGAAAAUAAAGAUGAUGAAGAAUCAUUAGAUGUGAACAUAAACUCAAAAAAGAAAGAUUGGAGAUAUAAUCUAGAAUUAUUGUUUCCUGGUGAAGUUGCAAGAGUUCCAAAUUUCCCACAAUAUGUAAUCUCCAGUUUUUUUUAUUAUAUGUGUUUAAUCAGUGUCACAACUACAAACAUUCAAUAUAAUCAAUAUGUUACACUAGAUUCCCCAAUAAUUUGUGGACUAAAAGCUUUACCAAUUUCACUUGGACUAUUAACUGGUGCUACAAUCUAUAGACAUCAUAUAGCUAAAAAAGCUGGAGUGAGAUUGGUUUAUACAAGUUCUGCAAUAAUAACUAUAACAAUGACUGUUUGGAUUUCUAGAUUAAAUUUCCAAGAAAAAAAUAGUUAUUGGAAAUAUGAAUGUUUUGGACAAUAUUUUUUUGGUUAUGGUAUUAAUUUAUAUUUUCAAGUUUUAUGGAAUGAUUAUUCCUUAGAUACUCCAUUACAUUUACAAGGUGUUGUCUCUGGGAUACUUCAGACUGCAGGCCAGAUUGGAAUUUGUUUUGGUAACACAAUUAUUGCAACUAUUAAUGGUGAUAUUCAUAGUGAUAAAUCAUGGGAAAAUAGAAUUGAACUACAUGAUAAGUUUAAAAAAAAUUAUUAUUUAGUUUAUGCUGCUUGUGGAUUAGCUUUUUUUGUAUUUUUAACAAUGAAAAGUGGUAAACCUCAAGUGGAGCAAACAGAACAGUCAUCAGAACAAUCAAUUGAAGAAUCUUCACAGAAUAAAGAAGAUAGUUAA
Molecule: messenger RNA, 1629 nt
Organism: Hansenula ciferrii
Lineage: Eukaryota; Fungi; Ascomycota; Saccharomycetes; Phaffomycetales; Wickerhamomycetaceae
Product: putative tetracenomycin C resistance and export protein
Exons: 1
Coding region: 1-1629 (542 amino acids)
Biological process (GO): transmembrane transport
Cellular component (GO): membrane
Molecular function (GO): transmembrane transporter activity
Source: RefSeq, a predicted model, not a curated record